UUGAAAAAUGUUUAGGCAUUAUAAUAUUAUACCUAUUUGUAAUGUUAUUAAUGUUAAUAUCAUAAUUCACAGACAUUUGUUGUUGAAUUAGAGCAAUAAUUGUAUUUAACUAUUUAUUCAACAACUAUGAAUAACUUGGUUUUAAGCUUAAGAUUUUCCCGGAAUAUUAAAUGCAUUCAGUACUUGAAUGUUCGAUUCUACUCAGAUUCUACUGUCAGAGUACGAUUUGCUCCAAGUCCUACUGGACAGUUACAUUUAGGUGGAUUUCGUACAGCACUUUACAAUUAUUUAUUUGCUAAAUCAAAAGGUGGUAAAUUCAUUUUAAGAAUUGAGGAUACUGAUCGUACAAGAGUAGUGGACGGUGCUGUAGAACAACUUCAAGAAGAUUUGAAAUGGCUGGGAAUUGAAUUUGAUGAAGGACCUAGUAAUAAUGGAUCAUAUGGUCCAUAUAUUCAAUCUGAACGCCUGGAAAAUUACCAGAGAAGAACACAGCAAUUGUUAAGUGCUGGACAUGCCUACAAAUGUUAUUGUACCGAGAAAAGAUUAGAGCUUUUAAGAAGAGAUGCAUUACGUACUAGAACUAUUCCCCGCUACGACAAUAAAUGUAGACAUUUAGAUGAUGAUGAUUUAAGAAACAAUGAAGGGAAAAAAUAUUGCAUCAGAUUCAAAUUGAACCAAAGUGAUGGRUUUUUCAAUGAUCUAGUAUAUGGUCACAUUGCAAGAAAUGUGGCAGCUGUUGAAGGAGACCCAGUAAUACUAAAAUCUGAUGGUUUUCCAACUUAUCAUUUAGCUAAUGUUGUUGAUGAUCAUGAUAUGAAAAUUACACAUGUCCUUAGAGGUGUCGAAUGGCAACCAUCAACAUCUAAACAUAUGUUACUAUAUAAAGCAUUUGGUUGGAAUCCACCAAACUUUGGACACUUACCAUUGUUGAUCAAUAAAGAUGGUACAAAACUUUCUAAGCGUCAAAAUGAUAUAACCAUUGACGCAUAUCGUCAAAAAGGCAUUUAUCCUGAGGCACUUUUAAAUUUUGUUAUUAGUUGUGGGGGAGGAUUUGUUCAAGAUAAAGAAGCAAAUAAUGUUUACAUAAAACCUCUAUCAGAACUUAUUUCUAAAUUUGAUAUAAGCUUAAUAAAUUCAAAUUCAUGUCAAGUCCCUCUGGAUAAGCUUGGACAUUUUAAUCAAGCUCAAUUAAAAAUUGAAUUAAACACAGAUUUAGGAAGGAAACGAACAACUGAAAAAUUAAAAAGUAUUGUUCAAAAUACAUUUUCUAACGACAAAUCAGUAGAAUUAGAUUUGUCUGAAAAUCAUUUAAACAAAAUACUUAAGUGGAGUAUUAAUAGAAUAACAAAUAUUAACGAACUAAUUCAUGAAAACUAUAAA
Diuraphis noxia (Russian wheat aphid) is the source of this 1380-nucleotide messenger RNA. RefSeq names its product putative glutamate--tRNA ligase, mitochondrial (gene GluRS-m). Gene Ontology annotation, cellular component: mitochondrion. Lineage: Eukaryota; Metazoa; Arthropoda; Insecta; Hemiptera; Aphididae. Gene Ontology annotation, biological process: glutamyl-tRNA aminoacylation. Gene Ontology annotation, molecular function: tRNA binding; ATP binding; glutamate-tRNA ligase activity. The record is from RefSeq and is a predicted model, not a curated record.